Molecule: messenger RNA, 1617 nt
Organism: Pteropus alecto (black flying fox)
Lineage: Eukaryota; Metazoa; Chordata; Mammalia; Chiroptera; Pteropodidae
Gene: HRG
Product: histidine rich glycoprotein
Biological process (GO): heme transport; regulation of platelet activation; negative regulation of endopeptidase activity
Cellular component (GO): endolysosome; extracellular region; blood microparticle
Molecular function (GO): heparin binding; cysteine-type endopeptidase inhibitor activity; serine-type endopeptidase inhibitor activity
Source: RefSeq, a predicted model, not a curated record
AUGAAGGUAUUCACUGCAGCUCUGCUUUUAAUCUUUUCGAUCAUGCUGCAUUAUUCCUGUGCUGUGAGUCCCGCAGACUGCAAUGCUAUUGAGCCCCUGGCUACGAAAGCAGUAGACCUGAUCAAUAUAGGACGUCGGAAUGGCUACCUUUUCCAGUUGCUACGGGUCGCUGAUGCCCACUUGAACAACCUGGAAUUUGCGACUGUCUAUUAUUUAGUGUUAGAUGUGAAAGAAUCUGACUGUCCGGCCCGAUCCGGGAAACAAUGGGAUGACUGUGAGCCAGCUGUUUCCAGACGUCCAUCUGAUCUAGUGAUUGGACAAUGUAAGGUAGUAGCUACCACACGUUUGAAUGAACCUCAAGAUCUUAGAGUGGAUGACUUUAAUUGCACCACAAGUUCUGUCUCUUCUGCACUGGCCAAUACUAAAGACAGCCCCGUACUCUUCGAUUACAUUGAGGAUACCGAGCUCUUCAGAAAACAGACAGACAAAGCCCUUGAGAAGUACAAAAAAGAGAAUGUUGACUUUGCCUCUUUCAGAGUGGACCAGGUGGAGAGAGUUGUGAGAGUGAGAGGAGAGGAAAGAACCAAUUACUAUGUGGACUUCUCUGUGAGGAACUGCUCCGCUUACCGUUUUCCCAGGCACUCUAAUGUCUUUGGAUUCUGCAGAGCAGAUUUGUCCUAUGAUGCAGGAACCUCUGACAUGGAAACGCCAGAAGACUUUGUCAUAAACUGUGAAGUCUUCAACCUUCAGGAACAUAGAAAUUUCAGUGAUGCGCCACCCCAUCUGGGCCAUCCCUUCCACUCUGGUGGGCAUGAGCAUUCUCCAUUUAAGCCCGGUGGAUCCAGAGAUUAUCACCAUCCUCACAAGCCACAUAAAUUUGGAUGCCCACCUCCUCUAGAAGAGAAAAGUCACCCAGGCAGACCAUUGUUUCAAGCAGGAGCUCCUCCACCAUUGCCCCCUCCAAGAUGUCAUCACCUCCAUUUUGGCACCAAUGAGACCCAUGUACCCCCUCAUAAUCAUAGUUCCAAUGAGCACCAUCCCCUUGGGCACCAUCCUUAUAAGCAUCAUCCCCAUGGACACCCUCCCCAUGGACACCCUCCCCAUGGACACCAUCCCCAUGGACACCCUCCUCAUGGACAUCAUCCCCAUGGACACCCUCCCCAUGGACCCCUCCCCAAGCAUCAUCCCCAUGGACCCCCUCCCCAUGGACACCCUCCCCAUGGACACCCUCCCCCUGGACCCCCUCCCCACGGCCACGAUUUCCAUGACUAUGGACCCUGUGACCCACUACCCCUUAGCCAAAGUCCCCCAGAUCACCAUCGUUGGGGCCAUGGCCCACCACCUAGGCACUCAGGAAAAAGAGGUCCAGGUAAAGGACACGGUCCCUUCAAGUGGAGACAUGUUAAAUAUAUCUACCGACUCCCGCCACUAAUGAAAGGCGAAGUUCUUCCUCUUCCUGAAGCCAAUUUUCCCAUCUUCUCAUUGCCAGACCGCAGGAAUCCUUUAAAGCCAGAAAUUCAGCCCUUCCCUCAAUCAGCCUCUGAAUCAUGUCCAGGGGUGUUCAACAGUGAGUUUCCACAACUCUCACAGUUUUUUGCAUAUACAUUUCUAAAAGAA